UUAUUUAUCUUUUCUUAUCUUAUCUCAUUUUAUCUGCUUAUCUUAUCUUACCUUAUUUGGUCAGCAUGCGGCUAAUUACCCAAUCAACGGACGUAUCCGUACUAUCCCAUGCAUUUCGGAUAGAGCAUCAUCUUCAUCAGAAAGGUACUGGUGCCGAUCACCAUGGUGGAGCGGAGCUGCUUGUCCCCUCCGACCCCAAAGAACUUAGCGAUGAUUGGGGACCUUCAUCUUUUCCACAAAGUUAUCCACAAAGAUUAGCACGGGACUCGGCCUCCUUCAAUCAGGCGGGCAAGAUCAAUCUCGACAACGAUGCCAAAGAUGCUAAGACCAAAGAGGAGGAGGACGAAGAGCAGGAGAAGGAGGUGGGGCUCAUUCAAGAGGGAGGAGAGGAGGAGGGGUUGGACAGGAAGAAUGUGAUUUUCAAUCGCACAGCCAAAGCUUCAUCUGUUCCCUCGUCUUCAUCACAUCUUAACGGUCAAGAUUGGAGAUUGCAAAACUGGAGUCAUCUUAUGCCGUCGAUCAAGGAGCACUGUGUCAAAGCUCUAGGCAUUGCUAGCGAUGGUCUUCAGUUUUACUGGCUGCAACCUAUAAUUGAUGAUGAUCCGACGGUCGGGAUCCCAUCUUAUCCGACAUCAUCAUUGUCAUCGUCACAACUACCAGCAGCAUUAUCCAGUGAGAAGCAACGAGAUCAAAUACAAAUCCGUAAGUCGCUUUCAACAAGCUCAAGUUCCCCCAACCCAACGACAUGUCAGUUAACUGCAACUAGCAGCCAAACUCAAGUUCAGGUUCAAGUUCAAGCUCAAGCUCAAGUUGAAUAUCAGAACGGGCAGACCAGCAGCUCUUCCAUGAUCAGCACCUGCUCUCCCAAUUCUUCUCUCUCCAGCAUGCCAGGAACGACCCACAUUGGCGUGGUUGUGAAGAACUCGGACCUUAGCCUGCAGGCCAUAGAGGAGGUUCUGACUCAGAAAGCGCAGUUGGAGAGAGAGUGGAGGAGGUGGGAGGAAGAGACCGCGAGCUUGAGAGCCGACGCAGAGAGAAAGGGAGACGAAGCUCGUCUAUGGCGUGCUAAGUCCGAGACCCUGGAACAGGAACUCGUGCUAUUGAGGCACAAGCUAGAAGUAGCAGAUUGGCUAAGGAAACUAAGUGAAAGGUCUGCGGAGCAGUUGCUGUACGAUUUCCAGUUGUUUACGAAGGAGGUCAUGCCCUCUGAGGAGGAGGAGGAGGAAGAGGAGAAGGAGGACGAGGAACUGCCUGGCAUUGGCAUUCGAACUACUGCUCGUGCUCCUCUCCCUGCUCUUGCUGCUCGUGCUCCUCCUCUUCCUUCUCCCACUCCUUCUCCACCUCCUCCUCCUUCUCUUCGUCGGGAAGGUCGAGAGAAUACUUUCGAUAUGGCUCAAACAAAUAAAUGCAAAGGUAAAGACAACGAUAAAUUUAAGGAUAAGGAUAAGGAGAAAUGGGGAUCAUGAUGAUGCUUUUACCCCGAAAAAAUCCAACAAGCCAGCCAGUGCCGGUGCCAUGCUAAGCCUUCACAUCGA
This is a messenger RNA of Chara braunii, 1535 nucleotides long. NCBI's taxonomy places the organism in Eukaryota, Viridiplantae, Streptophyta, Charophyceae, Charales, Characeae. The record is from the annotation of a GenBank genome assembly.